Messenger RNA from Diabrotica balteata, 1548 nucleotides. Lineage: Eukaryota; Metazoa; Arthropoda; Insecta; Coleoptera; Chrysomelidae. The record is from the annotation of a GenBank genome assembly.
AUGAGCGAACGGCGAUUUUUAUUUUUCUGUUUAUCAGUGCUAUUUUUCCUCGGACGGGUAACCAAUGGAUAUAAAAUUUUAUUCGUGUUUCCCAUGCCGGCCAGAAGCCAUUAUUACUUAGGGAAUGCCCUGGCUAAAGGCAUGGUCGCGGCUGGACAUGAUGUUACUAUGUUAUCCUAUUUUGAAGAAAAAAAUCCGCCACCGGGAGGAACUUACACGAAUGUGCUUCUGCCUGGUAUAGACAAAGCGGUACACAAAGAGCCUAUGAACUUCUUCGAUUUGGAACAUGCUCCCGCAGCAAUUGGAAUAUAUGUUACCCACAAGCUCGGUAAUGAUUUAACCAAAACCAUGUUUGAACACGAAAAUUUUAAGAAAUUGUUGGCUUCGAAUCAAAAGUUCGAUGUUAUCAUAAUAGAACAAUUUUGCAACGAUGCAAUGAAAGUAUUAGGCUGGUAUUACGAUGCACCUGUGAUUAUGUUUAGUACAGUCGGUGCCAAUUUAUGGAUAAAUCCUUUGGUGGGGAAUCCCAAUCCGUUAUCUUACAUACCAGACCUACAUCUAGAUUGUUCUCAAAAAAUGACGUUAAUACAAAGAGUUAAGAAUACGUUAUUAACCGUAUUUCAACUGGUUCAUAACGAACUUAUUUAUUUACCUGCACAACGAGAAGUACUGAGGGAAGCUUUCCCUGAAAGUCCAAGUUUAGACGAGCUGAUGACAAAUGUGUCCCUUGUUCUGCUGAAUUCUCACGAGAGUACAAGCCAGCCGGUACCAUUGGUACCAAAUAUGAUAAACGUUGGUGGAAUGCAUAUAUCUCCUGGAAAAGGAUUGCCUAAGGAUUUGAAAGCUCUUAUGGACAGUGCCAAAGAAGGUAUUGUGUAUUUCAGUAUGGGCUCUAAUAUUGAUCCAUCUAUGAUGAAAGAAGAAAUAAGUACAGCAAUAUUUAAUGCUUUAGGAAAACUUCCGUACAAGGUUUUCGUAAAAUGGCCUAAAGACGUCCCAAAUAAGAAUAAGAAUAUUGAAAUACGAUCAUGGUUCCCACAACAGGAUGUAUUAGCUCAUAGAAAUGUGAAGCUAUUUAUCACUCACGGAGGUUUACUAAGUACUUUAGAGACGAUAUACUAUGGUGUUCCAGUAUUAACUCUGCCAAUAUUUGGUGAUCAGAAAAUGAACGCAGCCAAAGCUAAGGUCGCGGGCUACGGAGUAUCAUUGACUUUCUCCACGAUAACGGAGGAAGGGUUCAGUAAAGCCUUAAAGGAAAUAUUAACUAAUAAAAAGUACACAGAAAACGCGAAAUUGAGGUCAAAGCUUAUGCACGACAGAAUUGUCAAACCGAUGGAUACAGCAGUUUAUUGGGUGGAGUAUAUAGUGAGAAAUAAAGGAGCCCCUCACUUGAGGGUAGCCGCAAUCAAUAUGCCGUUCUACAAAUAUUUUUUGCUUGAUGUUAUCGCUGUUUUAGUAUUAGGCUUUAGUAUUGUAUUGACGGUAGUAUAUAUAACUUAUAAAAGGAUUUGCUGUUCUAGGAAAAACAAAAAAUCCAAAAAAGAAUAA